AUGCCUCCUGCUGCUGGUGCUGCUGCUGCAGGAAGAGGAGGAAGAAAGGGAUUUAGGGCACCAGGGCUUGCUGUUGCUGCUCCUGUAACAGCAGCAGAAGAGAGGGAAGCAGCAGCAGCAGCAAAAAGGGGAGCAGCAAAAAGAGGUGCAGCAGCAGCAGCAGCAGCACCUGGUGCAUUUAAAGGUCCAACCUUUGGUGUAGCACUCCCUACAGCAGCAGAGGAAGCAGCAGCAGAAGAAGCAGCAGCAGCAGAAGAAGAAGAGGAAGCAGCAGCAGCAGCAGCAGCAGCAGGAGCUGCAGGAAGAAGGAGAGGGUUUAGGGGCCCAGCACUUGGUGUAGCAGCAGGAGGGAUAGAGGAGGAGAUGGAGGGAGGUGCCGAGACACCCCAAGAAGGAGGAAAAGGAAGAGGACCGCUGUCUGCUGCUGCAGCAGCAGCAGCAGCAGCAACAAAGCCACCUCCUCUGCCUCCCCCUACUGUGGGGCCCGAGAGCGGACAUGGAGGAGGGCCGUCAGAGUAUGCAGAGAGAGAGAGGCAGCUGCAGCAGCUGCAGCAGCAACUACUGCAGCAACAGCAGGAAAUGCAGCAGCAGAUGCAGCAGCAGCAGCAAAUGCAGUUUCCCUCGGGACAACCACCACCGCAGCAACCACAAGAGAUAGAGUUACGCCCUGUCUUAGAUGCAAUACAAAGACUUGAUCAACGGAUAGCAGAGCUGCAUAGUCUAACACAGCAGCAGCAGCAGCAGAUGCAGCAGCAGCAGCAGAUGCAGCAGCAGCAACAGCAGCAGCUACUGCAACAACAAGAACAGCUAUCGGAAACUAUCAAACAGCAGCAGCAACAACAACAGCAGCAACUGCAGCAGCAGCAGCAGCAGCAACCACUAGAAGCAGCACCUCCAUAUCCACCAACACCAGCACCGGAGGCAGCAGCAGCACCACCACCAGCAGAAGCAGCAGCAGCAGCAGCAGAAACAGCAGCAGCAGCAGCAGCACCUCCAACAGCAGCAGCAACAACAGAAGCAGGCCCCGCAGAAGCAGCUCCACCAGCAGCACCAGCACCAUCAGCAGCAGAAACAGCAGCAGCAGCAGCACCAGCACCAGCAGAAACAGCAGCAGCAGCAGCACCACCACCACCACCACCUGCAGCAGCAGCAGCAGCAACUCCUCCAAUUAGCAUAGAGAAUUAUAAUUGUGGAGGGUGCUGCAGUGACGAAGAGGAAGAAGGAGGAGAAAAAAAAGAAGAAAAAAAGGAAGAAGAAAAAAAGGAAGAAGAAAGGAAGGAAGAAGAGAAGAAAGAAGAAGAAAAUAUACAACAAGGAGGACAACAAGAAGAACAAGGAAGAAAAGAAGAAGAAGAAGAAAAGAAAGAAGAAGAAAAGAAAGAAGAAGAAAGGAAGGAAGAAGAAAAGAAAGAAGAAGAAAAGAAAGAGGAAGGAGGACAACAACAAGAAGAAAGGAAAGAAGAAGAAAGGAAAGAAGAAGAAGAAGGACAACAACAACAACAAGAAGAAAGGAAAGAAGAAGAAGGACAACAAGAAGAAGAAGAACAGAAAGAAGAAGAACAAUAA
Eimeria maxima is the source of this 1566-nucleotide messenger RNA. RefSeq lists its product as hypothetical. Lineage: Eukaryota; Apicomplexa; Conoidasida; Eucoccidiorida; Eimeriidae. The transcript is spliced from 4 exons. The record is from RefSeq and is a predicted model, not a curated record. The coding region runs from base 1 to 1566 and encodes 521 amino acids.